Messenger RNA from Magnolia sinica, 2928 nucleotides. RefSeq names its product protein CHLOROPLAST IMPORT APPARATUS 2-like. The record is from RefSeq and is a predicted model, not a curated record. Gene Ontology annotation, cellular component: nucleus. NCBI's taxonomy places the organism in Eukaryota, Viridiplantae, Streptophyta, Magnoliopsida, Magnoliales, Magnoliaceae. The coding region runs from base 1466 to 2638 and encodes 390 amino acids. Gene Ontology annotation, biological process: regulation of DNA-templated transcription. The transcript is spliced from 3 exons. Gene Ontology annotation, molecular function: protein binding.
UACGCGAAUCGGUGGUCCCGACCUUCUGCAGCGCUGAAAACGAGCCGCGUCGCUUCCUUCUCUCACCUCAGACGUUCUCUCGUCUUUUCUUUGGAAUUCAAACGUUUCUUUUGGCAUAUCAUCCGCCAAUCUCGUGAUUUCUGAUUUCGGCGCUGGAAUUCCCGCCACCGUUCUACUUUUUCUCCGGAGGCAGAGAGCUCUGCCUAGUUUAUGCCCUUUUUGGAUAUCUUUCCAUUUCAAGGUCUCUUUCUACUCGUCCGGGGGGAAAACCCAUCUCCAGAAAUUCUCGAUUUACGCGUUUUAGCACUGCGUUUGGCAGAAUCCAAAUUGGGUUUUCUAUAUAUAUAUAUAUUUUCAAUUGGAGAAAAACCCAUUUUCAGAAAGUCUGGAUUUUACGCAUUUCAGCGCCUGUUUUGCAGAAUCUGAGUUGGGUUUUUUACUGGGUUUUGGCUACUCUGUUUUUCCACCUGAAGAUUUUCCAAGCUAAUAUUCGGGUUUAUGCGUUUUCACAGCAGAAUUCUGAAAUAGAAAGUUCGACAUUCUUUCUGUUUCAAAGCCUUUUCCCAUUCAUUUGGAUAAAUACCCGUCUCCAGAAAGUCUGGAUUCUCGCGUUUCAGUGUUCGUUUGAGCAGAAUUCGAAUUGGGUUUUUUCUGGGUUUUGGUUAGCAAGCUGAGAAAAAAGCCUUGUGCCCAGAGCUUUUAGAUUUACGUUUGGAAGCACGGAAUCGGUGGAAUUUUUAAAUGGGAUUUUCUAGAAUUCGAGUUGGAUUGUUGGCGUUUUAGAGGUUUUGGUGAGGUUUACCAGAAGAAGAUACUUUCCUUUUGCUGUUGUUUGUGUCAUAGAUUUCAGUGGUUUUCGCCUUAUUUGGUUGAAUUCGAGUUGGGUUUUUAGUGUUUUUGGGGUUUUCUAAUUCCAAUCUACUGAUUUCUGUGGCCCCCAUUUUCAUUGUAUUAGAAUUGGAUUUUUUGGGGUUUUGGGUUUAAGCAACUUCUCCUCUUUCUGUGGAUUUUUUUUCUUCUAUUCCAUAGAUUUUUCUUCUCCUGAGAGUAUAAAUUUCUGCUUCUUGUUGCUUAUCUUGUUGAAUUUGAGCUUGGUUUUUUGAGAAUUAUUGGGAAUUUGGGUUUUUGGAAUUUGGUUCUUCUUCAGACACAUUCGAAGCCGAAUCGUUGGUAGCAAGCUCAAAUUGACUGAGUUCUUAGACUUAUAGGAGUUUAAUUGAAAAGAAUUUUGUGCGUUUUAGGAUUUUAACUGCAUUUUGAGUUUUAGCUCGAAUUCGUUCCACCGGAUUUCCUUGUCCAAUCAAUUGGAAGAAAAUUAAAAGAAAAACACUGGGUUUAGGGUUUUAGACAUUGAAUUUCAGCUAGAUUUCAAGGUUCUAGACCUGAAUUCCAUUGGAUUUUUUUGGUUUACAUUCAUCAAUAUUCUAUAGCUCAUAGGCAAUUCGUAGAUUUCAUUCAACUGCAAAUGUCUUCGUGUUUAAGCGGAGGCGGGCGGGCCUAUGGAUUUGAUCUUGAAAUUGUGAAACCUCCAUCUCCAUCCACCUAUUCUUCUCAUUCAUCUUCUCCCUCCUCAACUAUCUCCGAAUCAAGCAAUUCUCCCCUUGCAAUCUCAACUAGAAAGCCCCGAACCCCUCGAAAACGGCCUAAUCAAACCUACACUGAAGCUGCUGCCCUCCUCUCUACAAUCUAUCCCAGUAUAUUUUCCACAAAACACCUUCAAAAGCCCUGCAAACACAUGAAAUCCUAUGACUCUUUCUCAGAAUCAUCUGAACUGUUACCGCCCUUUCCGGCAUUCGACAACCCUGGAUUCCCACUCCAACCAAUCCCUGAAAAACCCACUUUCCGAAUUGCUCCCAGGCCUGCGAAUUCCGGUGAGAAGUCCUGCCAUGGCCCGUCUGAAAUCGAUUUCAGGCCAAAUUCGCCCGCCCGCUGUGAUGGGUACGAAGAGGACUUCGAUGCUGGAUUGAUACUCGAUGAAGUCGACGAGGGCAUCGACAGCAUUAUGGGGAAUCUCAGCAUGUGCAACGAAUCCUACAGCGAUUCGAAUGAUUGCAGUGGCCAAACUAAUGAUUGGUGUGGAAAUCCAAUGGGGUUGGGUUUUGGCGGGAGAUUUGAAGUGGGGGUUGGGUUUGGUGGGAAUGUGAGGGCAUUGAGACACGUAGAGGAUGAGGAUUGGUGGAGGAAUCCGACCGUUGAGGUGAUUAACAUCCUUCCCAAAUUCAAAUCAUGUGAGAAGAAGAAGAAGAAAAAGAAGGUUGAAGAAGAUGAAUUGAAGGAUUUGAAGUCUGGUUUGUGCUUGAAAUUGAACUAUGAGGAUGUUUUGAGUGCAUGGUCCGAUCGCUCGCCAUUCUCAGACCAGAUUUCGAUGGCUACGGGCUCGACUGCGGAUGCCAUUGCCAGAUUAGCACAAUGUGAUUUAUUGUUGGGAAUUGGAGAUUGGAAGCAGCAUCAGGGCGAUGAGAUCGACGGCCAGAGAGAGGCGUGCGUAUUGAGAUACAAGGAGAAGAGGAGAACAAGGCUCUUCUCGAAGAAAAUCCGGUACCAAGUUCGCAAGGUGAAUGCUGAUCGACGGCCCAGAAUGAAGGGUCGGUUUGUUAGAAGGCCAUCCCUUCUGCAUUUGAGUAAUGGCGAGGGAUGAAAAAGGCCAUUGGAUAUGGAAAAUCACUCUUUCUUUCUUUCUUUCUCAUUUUCACUUAGAUCAGAACCAUCAAACUGAUGGGCCCCCAUCAGAUGUGCUUUGAAGAUUUAUACAAUCCGAUAAAAGAAGGAGACACGUCCAACAAACCCUAGAAAAAGCCACAGCCCUACAAAUUUUUUUCCAUAGUAAUCUGUGGAUUAUAUUUCUGUAGCUGUGAGAAUUUUGUAUUAUUCGGAAAAAGAAAGAAAACAUUAUUUUUUUUGAAAGGGUUAGAUUCCUGUGAUACAUCA